AUGUGUCAAUCACCAUCAACGGUAGAUACAGGCUUUAUCCUCGUGCCAACCUUGCUCGAAAAUCCAGCAACCUCUGAUCGAGUCUUUCAGCGUAUUUUGGAAUGGCAUCUUCCGCAGGAUCAACUUUCGAAGAUUGUCCCCAACUUGACCAGAUUCGGGUCUGAUGCAAUCUCCAAGGAGAUGAAUUCGCAUAUUGGAAACGCCGAAAUGCAGGAACCAUACAUUAAAAUGCGUAAUGUGUGGGGGGCUCGAUAUGAUGUGGAUCGCUUGGUGACGAGCACCGGUUGGAAGGAGCUGGGGAAAUGGGGAAUUAAGCAAGGUGUUGUGGGUCUUGGAUAUGAGGAAGAAUUCGGAUCGCAUCGUCGAAUUGUUCAGCACGCAUUCAACUAUAUCUUCUCUGCAUCAUCUGCUGCAUAUUCAUGCCCUGUUUCCAUGACAUCUGGUGCAGCACGAUUGGUUCGAAGUCAGCUAGCUAGCGUGCCUGUAGACCAUCCAUUCCACGAGCUCUAUGCACGUCUCAUUGCCCGCGAGAACAACUGGAUUUCAGCCCAAUGGAUGACCGAGCGACCAGGAGGGAGCGAUGUACGCAACAGCGAGACCAUCGCGAUAUAUUCACCCCCCACAACUAAAAGUGGUCGGUUUGGCAGUAUAGCAGAGGGUGACUAUCUGCUAUCGGGCUUCAAAUUCUUUUGCAGUGCCACAGAUUGCAAUAUCGUUUUGCUGCUUGCCAAAACAGAGUCAGGCGAACUGUCGCUAUUCGUGGCUCCGACUGUGAAGAUGAUCGUCGAUACCGACGGAACGACCAGGGAGGUUUCCAAUGGAAUCCGUAUUCACCGACUGAAGAAAAAGAUGGGGACCAAGGAACUCCCCACCGCAGAAGUUGAACUUCAAAAUGUGCGCGCGCACAUGAUGGGCCCGAAAGAUCGUGGCAUCGCAACGAUUGCUCUUCUGCUGAACGUUACGCGUACACACAAUUUUGUCACCGCGCUAUCCUGCCUACGACGUGCACUGGACAUCGCGAAAUCAUUUGCCCGCGCUCGAACUACUAUCGACCAGCCGCUGUGGACGUUCCCGAUGCAUUUGAAUGUUUUGGCUCAGUUGGAGGUUAAGCACCGUGGAUGGAUGCAGCUCGCUUUCUUCACUUCGUCCCUUCUUAGCUACGUGGACAAUGGUUUUCCUAGAGAAGCACCGGGAAUAUUAUCCGUCUUGGGAGAAUCUCCUGAAACUGCAAUUGUUGUACUGCGCGCGUUCACAUCAACUGCGAAGGCCGUUAUCUGCAAAUCUUCCACCUUGGCCUUUCAAGAAUGCCAGGAAGCGAUGGGAGGAGUUGGCUAUAUUGACGAGCCCGAGGAGCCCGAAUUCAACGUUAGUAGACUGUGGCGUGACACCGCGAGCAAUAGUGUCUGGGAAGGAACCACCAAUGUACUCGCCAGUGAAACUGUUCGACACCUGACAAAAGGUAAUAACCUGAACUUGUUCGAUAAUUGGAUUAUCAGCUCCAUUGAUCAAGUUUGCGACAAUGUAUUCCACACAACUCUAUCGAACGUUUGGAAUCAGCUCAGGGCAAAACUGGCUGCCGGUCAAAGUGAUUACGGAUUGCCAGCUGUGCUCGGUGUUGGCCGCCAAAUAAUAUUCACCCUUGCAUGGCUGGUAUGUGGCAUAUUGCUCGCGUUAGAUGCUCAGCGGGACGAUGAUGAAGUUGCUCGUGAAGUCGCCCGGAGGUGGGUGAUUGAUGGACAGGGCGUGCCUGGAGAGUUCGCUUUUACACAUCUGAUUUAUCAACGUUCGACCUCGGGCUUGGAUAGAAGACCUACCGAUAAGGAGCAUACGGAGUGGGACUGUCGUGUAGUUUGGGGCAUUGAGCUUCCCGCCGAUGCCUCUAUGGGAUAUCGAUUGUCCAAGAUUUGA
Molecule: messenger RNA, 1908 nt
Organism: Penicillium pulvis
Lineage: Eukaryota; Fungi; Ascomycota; Eurotiomycetes; Eurotiales; Aspergillaceae
Exons: 5
Coding region: 1-1908 (635 amino acids)
Molecular function (GO): oxidoreductase activity, acting on the CH-CH group of donors
Source: RefSeq, a predicted model, not a curated record